AUGGCUGAAGACCGAAGAACGCGAAAUGUAAACGGACAGCAGAAAAUCACGUAUAAUGCGCUCGGGAUUGAGGAUGACGACGCCAGCGACGAAGACUACGUGUUGGAGGCCGUUUCGGAGGAUGAGGAAGAAGAUGAGAACCUUUCCUCUGGCAAAUCAAACGAGGGAAGCACAGCAGCUGCCGCUCCAGCGUUUGGGCCGGCCAAGAUGAUUAAUUCUUGGGAGGAAUUUGAGAAGAUCUUCAAUGCAUACAAGAAGAAGUACAAGCUCAACUUUCGGGUGCGGAGCUCAGAAAAGACGGCUCUUUACAACAGCGCACGUGGCGGCGCAGAGGAAAAUGGACGUGAGGACGCAGCAGCCGAAGCAUUGCCCAAGACCAGGGCUCAAAGCUGA
Molecule: messenger RNA, 393 nt
Organism: Phytophthora infestans T30-4
Lineage: Eukaryota; Oomycota; Peronosporomycetes; Peronosporales; Peronosporaceae
Exons: 5
Coding region: 1-393 (130 amino acids)
Source: RefSeq, a predicted model, not a curated record